This is a messenger RNA of Colletotrichum karsti, 2298 nucleotides long. Its product is annotated as ring finger domain-containing protein. NCBI's taxonomy places the organism in Eukaryota, Fungi, Ascomycota, Sordariomycetes, Glomerellales, Glomerellaceae. The transcript is spliced from 4 exons. The record is from RefSeq and is a predicted model, not a curated record. Bases 1 to 2298 code for a protein of 765 amino acids.
AUGGACGACGACCUAGACGCAGGGAUCAGAAGCGCCUGCACGGCCAUCCUUCUGGAUCUCUUUCCCGACAUCUGCCCCAGCCAUCUCGAGAAGACGGCCGAAAAGUUCCAGUACGAUACUGAUCGGGUCAUUGAGGAGAUCCUUGGCUCCAAAUCGUAUCCCAAGAUAUCUCGCGUCAAAAGUCUGAAACGCAAGCGAGAGGCUUCUCAAGAUGGGGAUGAGAUGUCCAAGCUGCGACGCAAAUACGACCAUGCGGACCGUCCCGAGGAAACCGCUGCGCUUUACAUCAAGGUCUCGAAGAAGGUGCUUGCCCAAGAUUUCCCGCGAGCGACUUCGAAGAAUAUCGCCGUGCUUUUCCAGGAGAAUAAGAACCUCCUGUUUCGCACGUACCUUGCCCUCGACGAGAUCAACCGUGGCUGGCAAGAUGGCAAAGUAGUAAAGCCGGGGUUUGAGAUGAAAAAGACGAGAACGGCACCUGACAUGGACUUGACACCCGCAAAAUUGGGCCAAACCAUCGAGAAUUCAACUAUUCCCGAUAGAACAAGGGCGCUUGAGGAGCUGCGCGAUGUUCGACAGCUAUGUUACGCGGAAACGGCCAAGCGCAUUGCCGUCUACGACAAGGAGCGAGCUGAAGCCAGGAAUCUCCGGGAAGCGGAAGAGGAGGGCACUACCCAGGAAUGCGGUUGCUGCUGGGGCACGUUCGCCCUGAACCGCAUGGUUUCCUGUUCGAAAUCGGACCAAGAGCACGCAAGUUUCCACUGGUUCUGUGUCGAGUGUGCGCGACGCAGCGCGGAACAUGCUAUUGGGCUCACGAAAUUCGAACUCAAGUGCAUGUCGAUGGACGGAUGUAGUGCUGGGUUCUCGCAUUCGCAGCGUGCAAUCUUCCUCGACGACAAGCUGAUCGCCGCUCUGGAUCGCAUCGAGUGUGAAGCCGUCCUCAUAGCGGCUGGCUUCGAAAACCUCGAAACUUGCCCUUUCUGCCCAUACGCCGCCGAGUAUCCCUCCGUCGCAAUCAACAAGGAAUUCAGCUGCGCCAACAAGGACUGUCAGGUAGUCAGCUGCAGACUUUGUAGGGAAGAAACGCACAUCCCCCAGACUUGCGAGGAAGCAGCACGCGCAAACGGGUUGUCGGCUCGUCGCGAGAUCGAAGAAGCCAUGUCAGCUGCGUUGAUUCGCAAAUGCAACAAGUGUGCCACCCCCUUUAUCAAGGAAGAGGGUUGCAACAAGAUGACUUGCACAAGGCCGGGCUGUCGCAAUGUGCAGUGUUACAUAUGCUCCAAGUCAUGCGACUAUACCCAUUUCAACGAUCGUACGCGAGGAGGAAAAGAGGGAAACUGUCCUUUGUUCGAACCUAUUCAGGAACGACACGAUAAAGAGGUACAGGAAGCCGAGACGCGGACCCGACAGAAGGUCAUGGAGAAUAAUCCCGACUUGGACGAAGACCUCCUCAAAUUCAACUUGUCCGAAGAGGCCUCCAAGACCCAGAAGGAGGAAAAAGACAAACUGAAACGGAGACAGAAGGAGCAGAUUCGAGCGAGGGCCCAGCAGAGAGCGGCAUUGUACCAGGAGCGGAUACAUAACGCGCAGCCGAGACCUCCUAUGCUUCAAGCCAGGCCUCCUCCGCCUCCUCCUGUUAGGCCUCCUCCACCUCCUCCUGCGCUACAUCCGAAUCUGUUUGGGGGUGUUCUCGGAGCCGAGGACCUCUACUUCCCGCCACAGGAUCACCGCGUCGGUUCCGUACCUUCGCUACACGCGACAUUUGCGCCGCAAAUGUUUGCGGACGCUGGAUGGUUCCCAAAUAUCCUCCAGCAGGCACAAGGGCAGGAAAAUCACGGCGAUGCCAAUCUGAUGGGGCCAUGGCAUUCCCCAUCAAUGUACCCUUUCAAUCUAUCAGCAGAUCCAAACUGGCAGGUAGGCCGUCCCAUGGCUGGACCGUCUCACCAAGGGCAGCAUGUGGUUGCAAGUGCGAGUGGCCCCGCGGUCGACCUCCAGAACUUCAUUCCCCAGGCUCAGAAAAACAUGGACAGACCAAUUCUGGGACUUGACGGAUCCAACGGUGGAUUUGCGACUGCACAAAAGAACAGGAACCAAGCUCCACAGCCAGUCCAGCGGAAAACGCAGGGUGCUUCUUCCAGUCACCCGAAGCGACCGGCACAACAGCCGACUGGUGAGGCUCAUCGUCAAGACUCAAUGCCGCCCAUGUCGGCGGUGAUGGGCCUCCAAGGCCGACGGGUUCACGCAAACGGAGAGAUUUUCAAGUCUGGAAGGAGUAUGGACGACCCUCUGGAGCUGGACUGA